Manihot esculenta (cassava) is the source of this 1246-nucleotide messenger RNA. RefSeq lists its product as uncharacterized. Bases 1 to 867 code for a protein of 288 amino acids. Lineage: Eukaryota; Viridiplantae; Streptophyta; Magnoliopsida; Malpighiales; Euphorbiaceae. The record is from RefSeq and is a predicted model, not a curated record. The transcript is spliced from 6 exons.
AUGGCUUCUGCUAUCAUGUUCUCAUGCCAAAUCCCACAGCAGACCCUCUCCUUCAAACCCAUGGUCGCCGCAGCAACGCCUGCAGCCAUGCCCUUUAAACUUUCAUCUCAGGCAGCCUAUAAAAAUACAAAAAUGGGGCAGCAGAGAAUCUGUUUAAGAAGGCAUGAACAGAACAAACCUUUCCACAAUCGGAGGCUCGACUUGAUCGUGCCAUCAGCAGCUGAAAGUGAUGAUAUUACAUUGGAUCAGAUUUCUGCAGCAGAUACAAUCAGGAAUUUCUAUGCCUGCAUCAAUGAGAAAAAGUUAAAAGAACUAAAUGAGUACAUUUCAGAUGAUUGCUGCUUUGAGGAUUGCACAUUUAUAUCCCCAAUUCAAGGCAAAAAGGAAGUUAUGCGUUUCUAUCAACAGCUCACCACAGGCAUGGGCCAGAAUGUGAAGUUCAUCGUUGAACAUGUUUGUGAAGAUAAUGAAUUCACAGCAGGAGUAAAUUGGCACAUGGAAUGGAAAAAAAGACCACUACCUUUCACAAGGGGCUGCAGCUUUUAUGAGUGCUCACAGAUCGGGGACCGACUAGUAAUAAAGAAAGCUCGGGUCGUAGUUGAAUCACCAAUCAAACCGGGAGGCAUGUUGCUGAGUCUGUUAAAGAAUGUGACUUCAAUAUUCGACGAUUUCCCAAAUUUUGCAGAAUGGUUCCUAAAGAGUACUCAUGUCAUUGUCCGGUUCUUACUCAAGAUUUACUCAAGACUUCUAGCACCUAUUGUCAAUCCACUUCUGGCAGGCUACAUCAAAAUAUGGAAUUUCAUGGCCCGAGGGUUUGUCUUUGCUCUAAACAUUCUACUCAACAUUUCAAAGAAAUUUUUUGGGUAGGAAACACCAACAAAGAUCCUUAUGUACAAAAAUGCAUACGGGUUUGCAUCGUCAAUCACUCAUCAUCAUCACCAUUGUGGCAUGACAACAUUGAGACCAAUGAGAAAGCAAGCAGAAUGAUCACCUGGAAGGAACGAAAGGAUAUUUCUUUGUCAUUAAACUCGCCCUCCUCCUUUAGAACUGUUAAUCUCUUGUUUCUUUGGAGUUGAAGUAGCAAUAAUACCUGGUUUUUAAGAGCAUGUCAAUGUCUAGAAUAGAAAAUUCUUGAAUUUAUUCAAUUAGAACAAUAACAAGACCCUAGUACCCUAUGAUCCUGCCACAAGAUAGACUUGUUCGAAUUUGUAAUUCAAUGAAAAUAAUAAUGCUGCUAUUCCACGCA